This is a messenger RNA of Bufo gargarizans (Asiatic toad), 2885 nucleotides long. RefSeq names its product deoxyhypusine synthase (gene DHPS). The record is from RefSeq and is a predicted model, not a curated record. Bases 520 to 1569 code for a protein of 349 amino acids. NCBI's taxonomy places the organism in Eukaryota, Metazoa, Chordata, Amphibia, Anura, Bufonidae. Gene Ontology annotation, biological process: peptidyl-hypusine biosynthetic process. Gene Ontology annotation, cellular component: cytoplasm. Gene Ontology annotation, molecular function: deoxyhypusine synthase activity. The transcript is spliced from 10 exons.
CAUGCAUUACUAGCACACGGGGGUAAGUGACGCUCACUAAUUGGUGCACCACCCUAGCAACCUACAUAGAGGUUGGAUAGUUGUGGCUGAUAAUCACACUACCACUAAGCCAAUAUCAUUCUUCCGCCAUGAUUGAAACGGCAGACCUGUAACAGGGGUAAGACAUUGACAGAAACUGUCUAUCGCCCCAUGGGGUGUGCUGCUGGCAUUGCACAGAUACCUAUAGGAGGGCAGUGUCAGGGUGGUGUGUGAAUGUGAUAAAUCCACCCUUUGGUGGCAGAGUCAUGUGCCAGUGUGUGUACCAGGCAGUACACUGUGCCCCGCAGUGUGGCUCCUGACAAAGGCACUGACAGCCCGCGCCCGAUCACCAGGCAACAGGCCGACUCUCCCGAGCCGGAAACUAGCGUAAACCACGCCCAAGGAGGGCGCUGCCUGGCUUGUAGUGGGCGUGGUCAGCCGAUCUCCUUGACGCAAAACGCCGAGACUGCGCUGUAACGCCUACUGGAUCAGAUUAAAAACAUGGCAGACGGGCUGCCCAAAGAUGCCAAGGAGGCAGUGCUGAUGGCGAGCGAUUCUCUACCGGAAGGAACGCCGCAGAUCCGAGGAUACGAUUUCAACUGCGGGGUGAACUAUGAGGCCUUGCUGCAGACUUACAUCACAACAGGCUUUCAGGCCACGAGCUAUGGGCAGGCGGUGCGGGAGGUCAACAACAUGAUUGACACCAAGCUGUCGUCCCCUGGCGGAUGUACCAUCUUACUGGGGUACACGUCCAACCUGAUCAGCUCGGGAGUACGGGAGAUGAUCCGAUACCUGGCAGAGCACAAGAUGGUGGAUAUCAUUGUCACCACGGCUGGAGGUAUAGAGGAGGACUUGAUCAAGUGCCUCGCUCCUACUUACAUUGGAGACUUCAGCCUCAAGGGGGCAGAUCUGAGGCCACGGGGCAUUAAUAGGAUCGGCAAUCUCCUGGUUCCUAAUAAUAAUUACUGUCUGUUUGAGGACUGGAUAACGCCGAUAUUGGAUCAAAUGGUGCUGGAGCAAGACACUGAGGGGACUAAGUGGACACCGUCUAAGAUGAUCGCUCGCCUAGGAAAGGAAAUUAAUCACCCCGAUUCUGUAUAUUAUUGGGCCCAGAAGAACAAUAUUCCGGUAUACAGCCCGGCGCUCACAGACGGAUCCAUCGGGGAUAUGCUGUACUUUCACUCCUACAAGAACCCGGGGCUGAGGCUGGACAUCGUUGAAGAUAUUCGGCGGCUGAAUUCUUCUGUGGUUUUUGCUAAGAAGACGGGAAUGAUUAUUCUGGGAGGAGGACUGGUGAAGCAUCACAUCUGCAAUGCCAACCUCAUGAGGAAUGGUGCAGAUUAUGCUGUUUACGUGAACACGGCGCAGGAAUUUGAUGGGUCGGAUGCUGGAGCCAGACCAGAUGAAGCCGUAUCCUGGGGAAAGAUCCGCAUGGAUGCUAAUCCAGUUAAGGUAUACGCAGACGCCAGCCUGGUUUUCCCGUUGCUUGUUGCUCAGACCUUUGCACAGAGAAAAGCGGAGUUCUCCAGCAGGGAGAAAGGGCAGGACUGAGGAGGACGUUUCCACUAUGGUUGCACUCUGAAUGCUGCGCUGUUGGCUUCCAUCCUCUGCUUCUCCUCCACAGGAGUGUAAUGGACAGGAUCCAGGCGUGUUACCUUGUGCAGACAUACAGCGCUGUGUGCACAUAGCUCAACACACCGUGCAGCUCUCCCGCUCUGGGUGACCAGAGUAUCUUGGAGUUGGGCUCCUCUUAGAACGUGAAGAGCCGUCAUACAGUAACUCUUCACCUUUAGCAGCCACUGUAAAUUAAAGGGGUUUUGCCAUUCAGCCAACUUUUCUCCUGGCAGGAGUACAGGAGGUAAGUGACUGAUCACCGGGAGUCUGACUGCCGGGACCCCCACUAUUGCCAGAAUAGGGGUUCAUACUCCUGCUUUGACUGGAGCUGAGUACAAGCUCUUGGCUAUGUCUGGUACCCCCAUAGAGCUGACUGUAGGGGAGCAUGGAUCCUGGUUCUCAUGAUUGGCUGUCGGACCACCCCACCGAUCAGACACUUAUCCCCUAUACAAAGGUUGUCUUAAUGGGACAACCCCUUUAAGUAAUGUUAUCUAUUGAAGUUGUAGCUGUCUGCAUGUAUGUGGGUUAGGGGUAUAGAAAUAAGAGAUUGUUAUCAAACUGUAACUGUUUUUAUUUUUUCUAAAAUACAAAAAAAAAGAAAAAUAUACAGUGUCAUUGGGAUCCACUGCCGGCGUCCUCCUCAGGGGGCUCCCCCUGCCAAACCUGGACUUCUCCCUCACUGGCGGUUAGGAGACAUGGCUCAGUGGGAUGAUAGGACAGCGACUGUACGACUCCUUUACUGACCGGGAGCUGGAGUGUGAGGGAACCCUGCAGGAGAGAGACCACAAGACGUCACAAAAUAGCAAGACCUGGUGCAAACGCUGCCGCUCUGCGGUCAAGAACCCGGGGGCAUAAAGCUGAUGCCAGGGGUGAAUCGUCCACCCUCCAUUAGCAUACCUAGAGUGACCUAAGGUCUAAAUCAGUGCCUCUCUCUCCACCAUUCACCUAUGUCAUGGGUUCUGGUGGUAAAGUGCUACGAGUUAGUUUGCUUUCUGAGGAAGCUAGACCCAACCAGGCUUCCGUAGUCAGAUGAGGGGAGAGAUCAGCAUUAAGUAUGAGCAGAUCGAUUAGUCUCAUUAGCAGGACUUCUUCACCUGUCCCCCAUGGGUGCUCAGUGACAAUCUGGGUGUGGAAUCUCAAACUUGGCUUUGGGAGCAGAGAAUGCGCCUGCACUGCUACCUGGAAGUAUAGUGGCACAUGAGCUGUCAAUGCUCCUGAAGCACAAUUUGAGCUCUGGUGGAGCAGCUAUCAGC